This is a messenger RNA of Fraxinus pennsylvanica, 423 nucleotides long. The record is from the annotation of a GenBank genome assembly. Lineage: Eukaryota; Viridiplantae; Streptophyta; Magnoliopsida; Lamiales; Oleaceae.
AUGAUAGAUUCCUCUGAUAGGAGGAAAAAACCGAGGCGGGAGGGGUCUGGCGAGGCGGCGGAGGAGAUUACGGAGACGGAAGAAACGGAAAUGUUGGCAUGGCCGGUGUGUGUGAAGCCGAAUCGCUCGAACAGGAUCAUGGCCCGCGAAUCGGAUUUGAUCUUGAGGGACUUGAUCUCGGCUGCGGCGGGACGGAGGAGGAAGAUGAGGAUGAGGCACGGGAGGAGGAAGGGUAGUUUCGUCAUUUUGAUAGGUGGUGGCGGGACGAGGCGAAGGGCGGAGGAAGACUCUGGGGAGAUCCGGGUCAAAAAAGAAGGGGAUGUUGAUGGAGCGAAUUUUACGAUUUGUGGGUGUAAAAUACCUAAAUUGCCCUUCACUGGGAAAUGGGUGGAUCUAGAAUUCAGGAAUUGUAUAAAAAUGUAG